This is a messenger RNA of Fusarium venenatum, 774 nucleotides long. The record is from RefSeq and is a predicted model, not a curated record. Lineage: Eukaryota; Fungi; Ascomycota; Sordariomycetes; Hypocreales; Nectriaceae.
AUGGCAGCAGCAGCGCUCGAGAACAUCCCUAUAGAGACUGUGCAGCAAAUCGCAUCCUUCCUCAAUUACAAGGACAUCAGAGACCUCUCAUCCACAUGCCGUCCACUUCGAUCAAAUCUGUAUCGCUUGCUAUGGUCCUGUAUCUCGGUCCACGGUGUCAAGAACAUGAUGCGGCCUUGUUAUCACAUCGAUCAAUGGGAUAUGCUGAAACAUCCUGUUUAUCCCCAGUGCCAUGUUUUGAUACCACGAGCGAUCAUGCAGACGCUGCGGACCAUGACCUCCCUCGAGUCGUUGCAUCUUAACGUUUUGAUGCUUUCAGCGCAGCAGGAGGCCGUGGUUCUAGAUCUCCUGCAAGAAAAACCGGGCUUUAAACUCCAACAUUUGACCAUUCGGGUGGGAUUCAAGGUCGCGGAGUCAUUCAUUCUGAAAUGCUCGCAUGAACUGAGAUCCCCGGAUACAGAUGUUUCCAGCAGUGUGUUCAAUGGCCUGCUCUAUCAAUAUCCAUCCUUUCUCGACGAAGAAAAUUAUGGGAUGCCGUCGCUACGCAACAUCAGCAAUGACUUUCCAGCUCUCAAGACUCUCAUCUUUCAUGAGACCAGGGAAUACAAUAUGAAUUCAAGCAAUGCCGACCCGAGACACCGUGCAUUGAAAGAGGUGUGUGUUCUUGUCGAGCCACCUCAGUUCUACCAAUGGAAGAGGGGCCAAGGUAUCACAGUUCGAAGCUUCCACGAGAUGCCUAAUCCUAAUGGGUUCCCAUCUGGAGUUGAGGAAUAG